GUUUUUAGAGUUAGGGUGGGGGGAUUGCUAUAUAAGCAGAGAAGGAUGGCAGAGCAGCCAUCACCUCACUUCAGAAAAGCUUACAUGUUUACUUUCUGUUAAAACCCAGUUUUCUUUUCCUUAUGCUUCACUAAUCCCAUGAAAAUUUGUCCUCUUCUUGUGUCAUAUAUAUCUGCAAGAGAGUGACAUCAUUUAUAUCCUUAACUUGUUCAUAUAAUCAUUUGUUCGAAUACACAUAGCUUAAUCUUGAUACAAAAGAAUGGGUCUCUCAAGUCUCCCAGCCCCAUCAGAAGGAGUGCUAUGUGUACUCUUGGUAAACACAGCUUUAUCCAUAUCUAUGGUUAAAGGCAUAAUUCGAUCAAUCCUUCACGUUGUCGGUAUCCAUCUCUCCUCCUCCUCGUCCUCCUCCUCCUCGUCAUCAUCAUCAUCACCGCCAUCCUCGGAUCUUAUUGAAAUCCCUGCGGUAUCAUUCGACAUCAGCAUCGGUAAUGCUGAUAGUUACAUUAAAGAGUUCCGGAGCAGGAUGCCAUCGACCCGGUACGAUGCGGUAUGUAGCGGCAGUCAACCGGAGCAUGACUGUUCAGUUUGCCUGACUAGGUUCGAACCAGAAUCAGAGAUUAACCGCUUGUCCUGCGGUCAUCUGUUUCACAAGGUAUGCUUGGAAAAGUGGUUGAACUAUUGGAAUGUCACAUGCCCUCUUUGCAGGAACGCUCUGCUGCCCGAAGAUGAUCCGGCCUACUUUUGGUGAGCAUGCGGAGAUUUUCGAAUUUUCCAUGUACAGCGCGUUUAUUGUACAGGGUUUCUGAAGUUGUAUGCUCAUCUCACUUAUGUUCGGUUCAUCCAGAUUUUGUUAUGUCUCCUGUUUUCGAUUAGUGGAAUCAAAAUCUGCUGACAGACAGGAUUACUACCUUGUAAUGGCUGUAGCUGUUGUUGUGUAAUAUGAUAAUGUCAGGUUUCUGAUGUUAUUUUUUUAUGGUAUCUCUUGCAAUUUAUGUUU
This is a messenger RNA of Gossypium raimondii (Peruvian cotton), 997 nucleotides long. RefSeq names its product probable E3 ubiquitin-protein ligase XERICO. The record is from RefSeq and is a predicted model, not a curated record. Lineage: Eukaryota; Viridiplantae; Streptophyta; Magnoliopsida; Malvales; Malvaceae. The transcript is spliced from 3 exons. Bases 260 to 748 code for a protein of 162 amino acids.